AUGAUCGCCGUGCUGUUUGACGAUGCGCCGUGGUGUGGCCACUGCAAGGCUCUGGCCCCCGAGUAUGCCAAAGCAGCUGGCAGGCUGAAGGCGGAAGGCUCGGAGAUCAGACUGGCAAAGGUAGAUGCCACCGAGGAGUCCGAUCUGGCUCAGCAGUAUGGUGUGCGUGGCUACCCUACAAUCAAGUUCUUCAAGAACGGAGACACCGCUGCCCCCAGAGAGUACACAGCUGGCAGAGAAGCUGAGGACAUCGUGAACUGGCUGAAGAAACGCACCGGCCCCGCCGCCAGCACGCUGCCCGACAGGGCCGCCGCGGAGGCCUUGCUGGAGUCCAGCGAAGUGACUGUCAUCGGCUUCUUCAAGGAUGUGGAGUCGGACUUUGCCAAGCAGUUCCUGCUGGCAGCGGAGGCCAUCGAUGACAUACCUUUUGGGAUCACGUCCAACAGCGACGUGUUCUCCAAAUACCAGCUGGACAAGGAUGGGGUUGUGCUCUUCAAGAAGUUUGACGAAGGCCGGAACAACUUCGAGGGUGACAUCACCAAAGACAAGCUGUUGGACUUCAUCAAGCACAACCAGCUGCCGCUGGUCAUCGAGUUCACUGAGCAGACAGCCCCGAAGAUUUUCGGAGGUGAAAUCAAGACUCACAUCCUGCUAUUCCUGCCCAAGAGCGUGUCUGACUAUGAGAGCAAACUGAGCAACUUCAAGAAGGCCGCCGAGCGCUUCAAGGGGAAGAUUCUGUUCAUCUUCAUCGACAGCGACCACACGGACAACCAGCGGAUCCUGGAGUUCUUCGGCCUCAAGAAGGAGGAGUGCCCCGCCGUGCGCCUCAUCACCCUGGAGGAGGAGAUGACCAAGUACAAGCCGGAGUCGGACGAGCUGACGGCGGCGAAGAUUGAAGAGUUCUGCCACCGCUUCCUGGAGGGCAAGAUCAAGCCCCACCUGAUGAGCCAGGAGCUGCCCGAAGACUGGGACAAGCAGCCCGUCAAAGUGCUGGUCGGGAAAAACUUCGAAGAAGUUGCUUUUGAUGAGAAAAAGAACGUCUUUGUGGAAUUCUAUGCCCCGUGGUGUGGGCACUGCAAACAGUUGGCCCCCAUCUGGGACAAGCUGGGAGAGACGUACAAGGACCACGAAAACGUCGUCAUCGCCAAGAUGGAUUCGACGGCUAACGAGGUGGAGGCCGUGAAAGUGCACAGCUUCCCCACACUGAAGUUCUUCCCAGCCGGCGCCGACAGAGCGGUCAUUGAUUACAACGGGGAGCGGACGCUAGACGGUUUUAAGAAGUUCUUGGAGAGCGGUGGGCAGGACGGGGCCGGAGACGACGAUGACCUGGAAGAUCUGGAAGAGGCGGAAGAGCCUGACCUGGAGGAAGAUGACGAUCAGAAAGCUGUGAAGGACGAACUGUGACACGGAGG
This is a messenger RNA of Puma concolor (puma), 1412 nucleotides long. The record is from RefSeq and is a predicted model, not a curated record. NCBI's taxonomy places the organism in Eukaryota, Metazoa, Chordata, Mammalia, Carnivora, Felidae.